AUGGAAGCCCUGGUGGCAGUCAAAUGCUGUGUAGCAAAAGGCGAGCUGAAGAAGCUCCUGGAGCAGACACAAGGAGGAGUUCCCUGGGUGUUUCAGGAGGUCAUUGAGGGUGGAGGUGAAGCUGUUACACCACAGAUGUAUACCGACAUCGGCCAGGUGACGGAGUUCAACUAUGCAAGGCAGCUGGCUCCAAACUUCCUGGACGAGGGCAAGCUGAGGUAUCUGGACUCCUUCGGAGAGAAGUGGGGCUUCAUCUCCGGCAACUCCGCCAGUGUUUUCGUGGACAACCACGACACGCAGCGCGGAGAAGCGGCCCUGACCUACAAAUCCGGAUCCUUGUAUACCUUGGCCAACAUCUUCAUGUUGGCGCAUCCAUUUGGCUAUCCCAAGGUCAUGAGCUCCUACUACUUUGAUGAACACGACCAGGGUCCUCCUGGCCAGCCAGUGCACAGCGACGGAGGCCUGGCGUGCGGGGACGGCCAUCCGUGGGUCUGCGAGCACCGCCGGCCCGAGAUCGCGAACAUGGUGGCCUGGAGGCAGAGUGCUGGCACCUCGGGUUUGGAAGCCUUCGUUGCUUCGGACGAUGGGAACGGCAUUGUUUUCUGCCGCGGUGGGGCAGCCUGCGUGGCAUUAAAUCGUGGGUCAGGUAGCUGGAAGCUCACCGCCAAGUUCACCCUGCCGGCAGGCAAGUACAGAGAUGUCAUUCGCGCUGCGGACAUCUCUGCCUGCCCAGUUGUGGAGGUGAGGUCCAAUGGAUCGGCAGAUAUUGAAGUUCCUUCCAUGAGCGCGGUGGCGUUGCAUCUGGGUGCGACAGAGUCAAGCAGCUUCAUCAUCACAGUGUGA
Messenger RNA from Symbiodinium pilosum, 843 nucleotides. Lineage: Eukaryota; Dinophyceae; Suessiales; Symbiodiniaceae. The record is from the annotation of a GenBank genome assembly.